This is a messenger RNA of Paramecium tetraurelia, 1122 nucleotides long. RefSeq lists its product as uncharacterized. Lineage: Eukaryota; Ciliophora; Oligohymenophorea; Peniculida; Parameciidae. The record is from RefSeq and is a predicted model, not a curated record. Gene Ontology annotation, cellular component: cytoplasm; spindle pole; nucleus. Gene Ontology annotation, molecular function: protein kinase activity; ATP binding. The transcript has 5 exons. Gene Ontology annotation, biological process: protein phosphorylation; regulation of cytokinesis; mitotic cell cycle.
AUGAUAAGAUUAAUCUUGAAUUUGGUAUAAUAUAAUAAUUAUAGUACUUUUCAUCCUACGAUCCUAGUAAAUGACGAUAUAUUGUAUAUUAGAGCGAUAAACGAUUAGAAUAAUUUUGAAGAAAUUGUCUGCAGAUUUGAUUUAGUUGAUUUGGCUAUAUAGUGGCGAAAGAAUAGUUUUACCGAGUUUACUAAAGGAUUCAGAAUUUUUAGAUAGUAAUCUAGGUAUAAGGUUCGCGGAGAGUCAUAUGACGAAUUGAUGUGGUUUUAGGAUUUUAUUGAAGGUAAGAUUCCGAUUUCGAUAAAAUGGUAAGAAUAGUAUGAAAAAGUAAAGGAGGAACCAACAUUUUUUUAAGAGAAUAGUAUUAUUGUGAAGGAUAAAAGUACGAAAAAAAAGUAAAUUAUGAAGAGAAUCUACUAAAAUGUGUAGGUGCCUGUUGAUGAAUUUAAGAUUGAAGUCUAUCUCUAAAGGAAUCCUCACCCUAAUAUUCUGAGAUGGAAUUCUCAUUGUAUAGAUAAGAAGAAAUAAUUUAUAACUUUGGAUUAUUAAUAAUAUGUUACUUUGGAUCAAAUUUUUUCUAGAUAUAAGAAGGUCCCAUUAAAAAUUGUGAAAGAGAUUAUGAUAUAAUUAUUAAAUGGUAUAAGGCAUCUACAUUCUAAUUACAUUAUGCAUAAAGAUAUCAAGCCAGAAAAUAUUAUUAUUACAAAUUUUGAAAAGCCUAAAGUUAAGAUUGGAGGCUUUAGUCAGGCAGUUUUUGGUUAAGAGUUUUGUAGAUUUGGUGGAUCUCCAUUUUAUAGACCACCUGAGGUUAUUGAGGGUUUUAUUCAUACAAAUAAAUUUGACAUUUAUAGUGCAGGAGUAGUGCUUUAUGAAUUGUUGAAAAAUAAAAGAAUUUAAAGGCGUAUAUAUUUUUAAAAGGAUUCCUCUAAAUUACAACAAUUAGAGAUAGAUCCCGCAGCAGUAGAUUUAGUCACAUAAAUGCUGCAUCCUGAUCCAUAUCAGAGGUUAGAUGUUAUAGAAUGCUUAGAUCACUAUUUUUUUAUAGAUGAAUAACCGUAUGUUGGAAAAGAAAAGGAACGAUUAUUUUCAUAAUCAAUAAAGCCCAGAUUCAUACAUAACUGA